Molecule: messenger RNA, 2869 nt
Organism: Oreochromis aureus
Lineage: Eukaryota; Metazoa; Chordata; Actinopteri; Cichliformes; Cichlidae
Gene: csdc2b
Product: cold shock domain containing C2, RNA binding b
Exons: 4
Coding region: 348-815 (155 amino acids)
Biological process (GO): regulation of mRNA stability
Cellular component (GO): cytoplasm
Molecular function (GO): mRNA 3'-UTR binding
Source: RefSeq, a predicted model, not a curated record
CUCACUCCCCCCGCCUCUCUCUCCGUCACAUCAGGGUUUUCCGUCGAUCUGCGCGGAUUUGGCUUAUUUAUUUAAUUACUCGUUAUAUAAUACGCACUGACUUAAAACACACGCACUCACUCUCUGACCGUCCUCAACCUACUAACGGAACAGAUGCACUAGUCCUCUUAACAGACCCGAGGCAACAGCGCUGACCUGAAUUUCCCCCAGACCUGUUUCCCAAACUGAGGCGGUCCACUCUGAGCAUACGGGCUAACAGAUACACAGGAAGACAGACAGCAGUGUCAGCAGCUACAUCUACAACAUCCCCCCACCCCUAAAUCGUCCUCUUCUUUAUCACGUCUGACAUGGCGGACCCCAGUCUCACAUCGCCCUCUGGGACCCCUCUGCGCUCCCCCAGCAGCUCUGUCACCCUGUCCUUCCCCUUCUUGAGCGAGAGGAGCCGGGUGUGGGAGGAAGGAAGGGAGCAGCCCCUGCCACGAGAACUGCCCAGCCCACUGCCGACCAAACGCACCCGCACAUACUCUGCCACUGUGCGCGCUCACUCAGGUCCAGUUUUUAAAGGAGUAUGUAAGAACUUCUCCAGGUCACAAGGUCACGGUUUCAUCCAGCCUUCCCACGGCGGUGAAGACAUCUUUGUUCACAUCUCAGACAUCGAGGGGGAAUACGUCCCAGUCGAGGGAGAUGAAGUCACAUACAAAGUAUGCCGGGUCCCGCCCAAAAACCUGAAGGUGCAGGCGGUGGAGGUGAAGAUCACACAUCUCAAGCCAGGAACGAAACAUGAGACCUGGUCUGGGCAGAUCAUCAGCUCGUAGGGAGAGAGCUGUGGGCCUGGUGGGCUGCACUGGACUGGAUUUGGUGUGCGUUGAAAGAGGUGCUCUGGGACUGACACUUUUUUUUAAAGGUUUUCCUUUCACAGAAAACGUGCCCGGUGUUACAAAGAGUCCAUAAUGAAGUUGUUGUUGUGUCCACCCUACAGAGCUGACAUAUCCUGUUUAAAAGUGUCCACUGCUCUCAUGAAUUUUGUUUGGGAUUGUAAACUGACCUGUGAGAGCUUUGAAAGGAUGGGUCUGUAAAGGAUGAAAAAACAGAAAAAACAUCAUGCACCUCUGUUAUAUUGUUCUGAAAAUUGACAUAAGUGAGGAGUAAACUGAGGAGAGAAAGUUGAACAACAGGCUGGAUUCGGUUUUACUUCCCGUCAUAGCAGCUCACCAAAGUUUCAGGGAUCACAUGUCUGGCACUUAUCACAACAUACUCAUAUGUCCAACUUUGAACAGAUGAGUAGGAACUUUAUAUUCAAUGUGUUAAAAUAUUAAAAAAAAAUAUUAAGAGUAUUAAGUCUGAAAAGAUCUGAAGUACUCUGUUUCUGAGACAAAGAAGUUAAAACUGGUUUAGUAUUAAAAACCCACAAAAACUAAAUCCUUACAAAUCUUACAAUAACUACUUCCAUAUUUGCACCCUUCACAGGACCUCCUUUUUGUUUCAGAUCACCAUUUUAAGACACACAACUGAGAGGGAAAUGUUCUUCUGUGUUAUUGUCAAUGUUAGAGUAAACUUUAAAAUGUUGUCUGUUGUGAUGGGAGACCGAGGCAGACAAGAUCAAACAGUAACAUUUCAAAAACAUGAAACAUAUACAGGCUUCUGCAAGCGUUUCCUUUAAGAAUAACCACCUUUUGCUGUAUUGUCUUGUUUGUGGUCACUUCAUUUUAUCGUUCGCUUGUUGAUUUGUUUGUGUGUGUGUAUGUCAGACUACAGGCUUUGUGUUUCAAAUAAUGCAGUUAAAAGUUGCACUUAAGAAACUUUCAAUAUGAAAACUGCAGCGGUACUCGAGACAUUUGUCUUAGUUUGUUUAAAAAAAAAAUCCUUUCGCCAAAGGAUCUGGGGCCAUGGAUUACUUGUGUGUAAAUCUUUUUUUCUAUUCAUAGAAAUAUAUAUGUGUGUGAUUUACUGAGUCAUUGUGAUUGUGAACUGCCAAUGCGUUCUCUUCCCAGAGCGUCAAAUCCUGCUGUUCUCUCAGAUGCGGCUAGCGUUGGCAAAUUAUGCAUAACAUGUCCUUUGAUGCCUGGACCUCGACACACUGCCUGUGGCAUUUGUGCAUGCUGCAAGUUAAUGGCCCUCUUUUAAAGUCCACAUGAGGAGCUUGAAGGGAUGGUGGCGCUGCAACUCAGAAGUUAGUUAGCCAGGAUUCAGUGGUUUGCUUCCUGUUUGAGAGCUUAACGCUUUGAAAUGUGGUUUACUUGUUUUUUGCUGGAUGAUUUUAGUUUUCAGGCGCUUUUUAUUUUCACUUUUACUUACUAAUCAUGUUUAGGCACUGAACACUGCUUGGUUUAUAAAGAGCUGCUUUCCCAGCGAGUUUAUAUAUGACAUGUUAUCCUAAUUAUUUCACCACUUUUUUGUCACUGUAACGUCUAACAAAUGCAAAAAUGUCAAAAAUAAAUCUUGAAAGAUGGGGAAAAAUGUGAUCCUAAAGGGUUUUUGUAACACACCUAAUGUCUAAACCUAAAAGGCCACUGUGUGUGUAAUUGGGAGACGCCAGUGGCUUUACCAAAACAGCAGUAUUAGACGCCAUGAGAACGAGAACGGGCUGCAACCAACUUGACUGCGGAGUUGCAGAGCUGGGUGCCAAUAGUGCAUAUUGUCAUAUUGUUGUUCUUCAGGUUAAAAACUGUACUGUAAAUCAUUUUAUGCGUUCCACUGAGUCUCUGUCUUUCUGUCAGUGUCACUGCCCGAGUUUUUUGUUUUUUCAUUGUGAAAUUUUCCUUCAUUAAUAGGCGUUUUUGUCUUUCUGUAGACGAGCCACCAUUGUGGUCAUCCUAGUCAUCACUUCUACUGAGCCUUGAAAGAACAUUAAAGCAGGUUAUGAAUCAGU